Eleginops maclovinus (Patagonian blennie) is the source of this 3612-nucleotide messenger RNA. RefSeq names its product diacylglycerol lipase, beta (gene daglb). Gene Ontology annotation, biological process: neurogenesis; diacylglycerol catabolic process; arachidonate metabolic process. Lineage: Eukaryota; Metazoa; Chordata; Actinopteri; Perciformes; Eleginopidae. The transcript has 15 exons. Bases 675 to 2705 code for a protein of 676 amino acids. Gene Ontology annotation, molecular function: triacylglycerol lipase activity. The record is from RefSeq and is a predicted model, not a curated record. Gene Ontology annotation, cellular component: cytoplasm; plasma membrane.
GGCCUCUGUGGGAAUAGGGUAACACCAGCGGACGGACAUGGCUUGUAUUCGUUUUCAAAACAAACCACCUUUCUACAUUUAGAUAGGUUUACUUCACAUUCUGUGGUUAGUUGCGAAGGUUAGUUAUAAAGCAAUAUCUUGAUAUAUUACUUGCUGAAUAAUGGUAGUGUUUGCCAUUCAGGAUUACGCUUGCUAUUAUUUUCAAGGAAAAGCUUUAGAGUAUUUUUAGCUAACGCGCACGAUAGCUAACCCGUAACGCAAAGAUAACGAUUCUGCUAGCUGUCGUUAACCGCAUUAGCAGCCUUAUCUAUUGUCAUUAAAGCUAUAUGUUGUAAGGUCGCAAAACGCAAUACAGUAUCUGACGUCAACAUUUUACAGUAGACGUUAAUUCAGGAUACAUUUUGUAACGUUAGCAGACACCUGCAUCUGCUCAAAUAAUCAUCUUAACGUUAGCUUCUAGCGAGCUAACAACGUUUGACGGAUAGCUGUCAUUUUGGCUGUUAAGCAACAUGGGAAAGUCACGUUAGGAUGUGACAACAAAGGGCAACGCUUGUUGAUCACCUUGUGUCAUGCGUGACUUGGAGUUUGCAUUGCUCAAGAGGUUCAUACCCACUCUAUAGUGGCUAAAACGUCAGUUAACAUCAGUGAGAUAUUUGGCCUUGUAUAGCUGCAAAAUGCCUGGAAUGGUGGUGUUUGGUCGGCGGUGGGGGAUCGCCAGCGAUGACCUAGUUUUCCCCGGAUCCUUUGAGAUGUUCGUCCGUGCAAUUUGGUGGAUUGGCACCAUGAUCCUGUUCACCUAUCACAAGGGUAACCUUGAUUGUAACGGUGGAGGAGUCCUGCACACCUAUCUGGUUGGACUGCUGGUUGUGCUGGCACUCAUCAUCCUUUCACUAUGUGCUACUGUUUACGUCAGUGCCCAAGGAACCAUUACAAACCCUGGCCCACGGCGCUCCAUCCCUGCACUGAUUUACCUGCGAGCGAUCCUGUACCUCCCUGAGCUGGUGUGGGCGUGUCUGGGAGCCAUGUGGGUGUCCGAAAACAGCAAAGGCUGCGAUCCAGCCACAGUGGGGGCUGUCAUCACAGCAGUGAUAGCCAGCUGGAUCAUCCUGCUGUUCACCGGGUUGGGCGUUGUGUUUGUGUUUGACCCGCUGGGAGACCCCCGUCGUCAGCCCUCGACCAUGGAGCCGCUGGGAGUCAGAGACCAGCAGAGCAACGAGGGCACGCAGUUCCUGUCCACAGCUCGCUCCCUGGCCGUCAAGGUGUGGGAGAGCCGGCUGCGGCUCCUGUGCUGCUGCCUGCCACAGGAUGAGAGCCACCGGGCGGCGUUCUCCAGCAUCGCUCAGCUCGUCGGGGGAUUCUUCUCUGACACAGACCUGGUCCCCAGUGACAUCGCUGCUGGUUUGGCUCUGCUGCACCAGGAGCAGGAUAAGAUGGAGCAGAGCAGAGACCCCGACAUUGUGGUGGAUCACAGCCCCUCGUCUCCCAUUGGAGAGGAUUUGGAGACGGAGCUGGAGAAAGCAGCUCACUGUAUGCAGUUUGCUGCUGCUGCCUAUGGCUGGCCCCUGUACAUCUACUCCAACCCCCUCACCGGGCCCUGCAAACUGAGUGGAGACUGCUGUAGAAGCCGUGCGGUCGAGUAUGACAUCGUUGGAGGAGACCACCUCGGCUGCCACUUUUCCUCCAUCCUGCAGAGCACAGGUCUACAGUACAGAGACUUCAUCUACGUCAGCUUCCACAACCAGAUCUUUGAGAUCCCGUUCUAUGUGGCUCUGGAUCAUAAGAGAGAGGCUGUUCUGGUGGCUGUCCGGGGAACACUGUCGCUGAAGGAUGUGCUGACAGACCUGUCUGCUGAAUGUGAGAACCUGCCUAUAGAGGGAGUGCUGGGAGCCUGCUACGCUCACAAGGGAAUGUGUCAAGCGGCAGGCUACAUCUACAAGAAGCUGGUCAAUGAUGGCAUCCUGAACCAGGCCUUCUCCAUAGCACCGGAAUACAAACUGGUCAUCACUGGUCACAGUCUGGGUGCUGGCACAGCGUCACUGCUGGCUAUCCUCUUGCGCAAUUCCUUCCCCACCCUGCAGUGCUACUCCUUCUCUCCACCAGGGGGCCUCCUGAGCAAAGCCUUAGCUGAUUACUCCAAGGACUUUGUGGUGUCUGUUGUGCUGGGAAAGGAUCUGGUUCCCAGAUUGAGCCUUCCCAAUAUGCAGGAUCUGAAGAGAAAGAUUCUUAAAAUAGUUUCAAACUGCAAUAAGCCCAAGUACCGCAUCCUGCUGCAGGGGUGUUGGUACGAGGUCUUCGGAGGAGACCCAGAUGACUUCCCUACAGAGAUGGACAACAGGAGGGAGGAGGAGCUCAGCCAGCCACUGUUGGGGGAGGAGUCACUGAUGAUUCACCACUCAUCAUCCUAUCAGAGCCUGGCGUCAGAUGAGUCACCUGCUCAUACUGCUACCCACUUACCUCUCUUCCUGCCUGGACGCAUUCUGCACAUUACAGAAGAUGGGCCGUCACGGAGAUCCUGUUUUUCCCAGGUCCGGUACCAUGCAGACUGGUCCCAUGAAAUGUCAUUUAGGAGUAUUUUGAUCAGUCCCAGGAUGCUGUCAGAUCACAUGCCCGAUGCCAUGCUCCGAGCACUCAACAGUCUGACCCGGGACAGGCCCUUCUCCCUGUGCCCGUCGUCUUUAAACAACACCAAUCAGAACACUGUGUGAAACGUGACAUAGAGACUGAGCUCCCAGACUUUACAAUACUUUAAACCCACUUCAGUUUUUUAUGUUUUCUUCCAUGCUUCAAAUACUUUCUUGCUUUUCAGUUGCAUCUUGUCUGCAGGCUUGUUUUUGAAGCCCCCUUUUCUCCAAAAGACAUUUGAAAAAUGGAUUGUUAUGGUAACGGAAUACUUAAAACCAUAGGGGUUGACCUGCUGUGAGCUUCAUGAACGAACAAGUACUUUGUUGAAUUGCACUUUUAAUUGUUUAUUUCCAUUUGUUUUAUUUCAAAUAUAUGAGUUUUUCUUUGAGCUACUUUAUGCCAUGAUCUUUGAAUGUGCGUUGUGUACAAUAUUUGCCAGUGCUGCAGUUUUAAUGUAAUGUCUGUCCUACAUUUUAUGUUUGUGUUAGUAGUAGGACUCCUCCAGGGCAACUGUAAGAGUCACAUGCUGUCUUCCAAAUCUUUGGAGAGCAGUCUGAUCUGGGAUGUGAGGAUAAGGGUAACUUUUACCCUGGACUAGAGCAUUACCUCCUCAUUGUAUAGUAACUGUGGUUGGUAUGUGUUGUGUUUAAUGUCUCGAAACAUCAGGGUGAUCAGUGCCUAUGCAUCACAGAAAAUGUGUCAACAGAAUUGCUUUACUGAAAAAGACAGAGGUGAGUGUUUACAAUAAGUUCUGUUCUGCAUUCACUACAUUGCAGUUUCAAUAGUGCAUGAUGUACGACAGAAAAUAAUCAAUGUAAGAGGUAGAAUGAUUGUACAUUAUUUGAGAACCUGUUUACUUGCCGUGGAUACUACAUAUGUUUUUCAGGUAUUGUAUAAUACAGUUUUAAUCAACUGAUGCCUGCAUAACAAUUUCCCUUCACAUUCAAUUGAAUUGGACUUCUUGAUAUAAAUUAAAACUCUUGUGAAGCA